Molecule: messenger RNA, 4714 nt
Organism: Micromonas pusilla CCMP1545
Lineage: Eukaryota; Viridiplantae; Chlorophyta; Mamiellophyceae; Mamiellales; Mamiellaceae
Exons: 3
Coding region: 1-4539 (1512 amino acids)
Molecular function (GO): protein binding; GTPase activator activity
Source: RefSeq, a predicted model, not a curated record
AUGCGCGAAAUCGGGAAAAUCGACGGCGGGGCCAUCGCCGUCGCGUGCGCGCCGGACGACCUCGCGUGCGACGAGGUCUCGCUCGAGCUCGACUCCCCGAGGAGCGCCAUCGCGUUGAUGCAACCUCCUUCGGAACGCGCUCGGCCUCGAUCGGCGCGAAGGAGGUCCGUCGACGCUGCGCGCCCGGAGCUGACGCGGUUUUCCGCGCGACGCGCGCGCGCGCGGGGUUCGGCGAACGACGCAUCGAACAACCCUCGGAACGCGAUCGGAAGCGUGAGCGUCGACACCGGUUUGUGCCUCAUGGACGCGCGCGACGACGAUCCGACGUCGCCGAAAAUCGGGAAUCCGGAGAUGGGAUAUGCGCAGCUCAUGCCGCUCGUUUUGCACGCGCUGAGUCGAUUACGGACGGAGGGGUGGAAGUCGUUAGAGGACGCGCCGGAGAGCCCGUCCGCGUGGUUCAAGCGGCACAAGCACCCGAACGCGCGCGAGGCGCCGCCGUCGCCGUCGCCGAAACAGCUCGCGCACAUCGAUCACGGCCUCGCGGUGCUCUCGCCCGUGGCCUCUCGUGGACGCGGCGCGGUCGGCAGCCAGACCGAAAACGAGUGUGCCUACAAUACCAGCAGCGCGGGAAGAACCAUCGUCGACUCCCCGCCGCCGUCACAGGACGGCUCGCAGACCGCGCACGCGGUGGUGUCCGCCGCGCUCGAGCGCGCGCGCGCGUUCACCCCGGCGCAGAUCAGCGCGCUCGGUACGGCGCUGCGCGAUAGCAACUGGAUCGCCGUGGAUCAGCUCGCGACGGACGUCCCGAGGACGACGCGAUCGAGCGCGGGAGACGAAGGCGACGAGAUCGCGCGCGCGUCUCCGAUGGAGGCCGCCGCGAGGCUCAUGUUCGGGGACGUCGAAUCGAAGCGUCUGAUGUCCGCCUUGUGGAGAGCGCGAGACCGCGAGGAGGGCGCGGGGGGCGCGUCCACGCCCACCCUGGGCUCGCGCGGCUCGCCGCGUCCCAGUUUGGACGGGAUGGAGACGGACUCCGCCGGCGCCACCCGCCGCGGCCCCGGCGUGGGACAGCUCCCCGCGCUCAGAAGGCUCCCGGAGGCGUCGUGCAACAGCUGGGACUGGGUGGACCCGGCGCCGGAGUCGCCGAGCGAGAUGCGCUCGGACGCGCGCGCGGAGGACGGGUCCUUCCCGGGCGACGCGGAGACGCAGAGCAAGGUGUUCAGGGUCGCGUCGAUGAAGAUGCUCCGAAGCGUGGACGAGGACGGGGACGAGCGCGGGCUGAUCGAGGACACGCCGAGCCCGGAUAACACCGAGUCGCGGGGCGGGAGCGCGACGGACGCGGCGGGCGCGCGAGACGACCGAAACAAGGCGCAGCGGACGAACGAGACGAACGACUCCCCGGGGAGCGCGUUCAAACGUCGAAGAGUGUCGCACGACGACCUGACCAAACACCACGACGCGAUGAAGAAAGACGCGACCGAUCAAGAAGACGUGAGCCUGGUCGCUUCCAACGCCGCCGCGGUGGACGCCGCGAACGUGGAGGACUCGGACGUCAUGAAGGCGCUUCGAAGGCGGUGGGAGAGCAUCAGCGGCGGCGGCGGCGCGGGCGGCGGCGGCAGCGGCGUGAUCCAGCAGCAGCGCGCGAACCCCCCGGUCGCGGGCGCCGCCGCGCCGGUCGGCCCCGCGUCGGUGAAGGCGUCGCGCCCCAAGCGCGCGACGCCAAACUUGAAGCAGCGUCUCACGGAGGUUGUCAUCCCUGUGAAGUGCGUCGCGACUGGCGCGUGGUCGUUCAACACGCGCGUCACCGGGUUGAACCUCGCCAACGCGUCCAUCGGGCCGGAGGGCGCGAAGUUCAUCGCGAAGGCGCUUCACGGGCGGCGCAACGGGGACGGGUCGUGGGUGUUCAACACGACGUUGCGCACGCUGAACUUGGAGUUCAACAGCAUCGGCACCGAGGGCGUGAUCGCCAUCGCGAGCGCGUUGUGUCCGCGGUGGGUCCCCUCCGAUCCCAACGUCGCGGAGUACGUCUACGGCGGCGGCGACGGGAAAUCCGAGCCGCCGCUCGAGGACGUGAGCCUCGAUCACGUGCAACGCGUCGGCGGCGGUAAGUGGGUGUGCAACACGACGAUGAAGGUUCUGAACUUUAACUUUUGCGACAUCGACGCCGUCGGCGCGGGCGCGCUGUCGCGGUUGCUCACGCCGAGGGUGGACGAGAUGGGCGACUUUGUGUACUGCUCGGGCGUCGCGAACAUCUCGCUGUUUCACAACCACAUCGGCCCGGACGGCGCGCGCGCGCUCGGGGACGCGAUCGCGCCCAGACGGCAGCAAAGAACGGGCGAACUCGUGUUCAACCCGAAGUUCGAGUCUCUGAACGUGGGAAGGAACCAGCUCGGCGAUCUCGGUCUCGCGCACCUCGCGAGGGCGUUCAAACCCGCCGUCGCGCUCAACGGAUGCUGGUGCUUCAACCCGACGUUUCGUCACCUGCACGCGAACAUGAACUCGUGUUUGUCUCAAGCCGGGCCGCUCGCGAUCGGGGAGAGCUUAUCCCCGCGCGCGAACCCGGACGGAUCCUGGGCGUUCUCGAGCUCGCUCACGACGCUGCACCUCGCGAACGUGUUCCUCGGAGAAGAAGGCGGCAAGGCGGUGGCGUCCGUCGUCGCGCCGCGGCGAACGACGAUUCGCGGCGCGCCGACGUACGUCUUCCCGAGCACGCUGAGGGUUUUGAACCUCUCUCGGACCGGUCUCGGGGACGUCGGCGCGGGCCACAUCGGCGUCGCGCUGCAGCCGGUGUGGUGCGUCGCGGGAGGGAACGCGCGCGAGUUCGCCGCGGACGGCGACCCGGGCGCGGGCGCCGCGUGGCGUCCGAUCGAGGGCGGAGACGCCGCGGGCGCGGGCGCGGGCGGCGGCGUCGGCUUCGGACGGUGGGUGUUCAACGCGAAGAUGCGCGAGGUGCACCUCGGGGGCAACUCCAUCGGCGUCGCGGGCGCGCAGGCGAUCGCGCGCGCGAUCGCGCCGCGACGCAACAACCUCAGCGACAAGGUCAACGCCACGGAGGAGUCCAUGUGGGCGUUCAACACCGCGCUCAGGGUGCUUGACUUGAGAGACAACGCGAUGGGGAGGGAGGGCGCGGAGGCCAUCGCCGCCGCGAUCGAGCCCGUCGCGGUGGACGUCGACGCCGCGGACAACAGCUCGCCAGAGUCUCUGUCCGGGGCGUCCUCCCCGGGGACGUUCCCGGUGAUGCCGGGGUCGAACGCCGCGCCGUUGGGGUCGUCGUCGCCGUCCGACUCGAGGCUUCCGGGGUCCGUCUCGAAUCUUCUCGACCGACGCGCCAACGCGUCCGAGCGAAGAGCGCGUCGACGGUGGAUCCCCGGCGGCGGCGCGCUCGCGGUGCUGAACCUCGAGUUCAACAACAUCGGGCCGGAAGGCAUCUGCGCGAUCGCGACCGCGCUCGAGCCGCGGUGGUGCCUGUGGGCGUGCGCGGAGCACACGACGGCGUCGCGCGCGUCGUCGCCGGCGCUGAGCGACUCGGACGGCGGCGGGCACGUCCUCGGCAUGUCGACGGGCUCCUCCCCGGGGUCCACCCCGGGGUCGCUCACCCCGGCGCUCACCCCGCGCGGCGCUUCGUUCACGAGCGCGUCGCGCCCCGCGUCCGGCAGACUGUUCGCGAGCUCGCGCCCGGUGUCCGGACGCGCGCGGCGGCACAGCGCCGUCGACGCGACCGCCGACCCCCGCGACGGGUCGCUCGCCGCGCUCGCGUGCGUCGGCGCCGGCGGCGAAGGCUGCGAGUGCGCCGCGUGCGCGAACCGCGUCUGGGACGCGCCGCCGCGACGCGAGAAGCUCCCUUUCUCGCUCCCGGGCCCGGGCGACGGGCACUGGGUCGUGAACCGGAGCUUGAAAGCGCUCGGCGUCGCCGGAAACGGGAUGGGCGACGCCGGCGCGACGGCGCUCGCCGCCGCCGUGGAACCCCGGAUCGGCGUCGACGGCGGGUGGGUCACGAGCGCGCUGCACGCGAUCGACGCGAGCGAGAACGUGAUCGGCGUGGACGGCUUGCACGCGCUCGCGGACGCGCUCGAGCCGAAAUGCACGCGAUGCGCGCGGCCGCGGUCGCGGCCGGGCAGCGCUCGGAGCGGAUCGUCGUCCGGGUCGGACGGAACGCGCUGUUGCGCCGCGCACUCGCUCCCGCACUCGAAAGACACGUCGUCGCACGGAGGAAGCGUCUUGAGGUCCGUGCUGACGACAAACGCGGUCGCCGCGGCGGCGAGAGCGGACGCCGCGGCGGCGACGACGAAGCUGUUCAAUGCCGUCGGUCUGAGCGACGGCGAGGACGCCAACUCGGAGGGGGGCGGCGCGGAGGGCGCCGCGGCGGAUUUCGUCGGCGGGUUUCCGUCGCCGGCGCAGACGACGACCGCGGCGGUCGAGUGUUCGUACGGUAUUCGAGCCUCGAUUCGACGGCUGGAUCUCAUGAGCAACAAUCCUGACCCUGAACUGAAGGAGCGGUUCAAGAGUUUGACCGCGUCCGGCGGGGGCGAGAUCAACGUCUGAGCGGACGCUCGGACGAAAAACGUAUCAACGGCGGCUUCGGCGUUUGCGCGAAAAUGCGAAACGCCACGCAGCUCUCGUUGAAGAACGUUGUAUUUGUAGUAGGCAAAAAAGUUGCACGCGGCGUAGGUUGCCGUGAAAGUAUAAAUCUUUAUGUUGUAAAAGACUAAGUUAUCAA